AUGUCAAGGAUAACAAAUACCUCCUCCUUUCUCUCCCAACCUCCAUCGUCCCCCUCGCACCACCGUGAUGACGCCCUCGAAGCAGUCUCGACCACCGUCUCCCCGGACAAUGGCUCCACCACCUCCUUCCCAAUCCCGGAGUUCAAGAUCGGCACGCUAGAUGCCCUUGUCCAGCAGGCGGAAGAGCUCUCCAAGCUCGAGGCUUCGUGCGAGAGUGUCGUUGCCAAGGUCGGCGAUGCGUUGAAGAACAUCCUUGAGGACGAGUCGCAGAUUGAGCAGAUGAAGGUUGUCAACGAUAAGCCGGUCGAUCAGUACCUGCGUACUUUCCAAUGGAACAAAGUCAAGUACAGGGCCGAUAAGCCCUUGGCGGAGUUGAUUGAUCUGUUGCAGAAGGAAGCGACCAGCAUCGACAACGACAUCCGAUUCAAGUACUCCCAAUAUAACCAGGUCAAGAACACGCUGUCCACCCUGCAGCGGAAACAAACAGGAAACCUCUCAACCAAGUCCCUCGCCUCGGUGGUCGACCCGAAAUCCAUCAUCCAGGACUCCGAAUACAUCGAAACCCACCUCGUCGCCGUGCCCGCCCAGCUAGUAAAAGACUUCCUCAAGACCUACGAGACCGUCGCGCCAAUGGUGGUCCCACGGUCCGCGCAGCUGGUCGCUUCCGACAGCGAGUUCACGCUGUACGCUGUGGCGGCGUUCAAGAAGCACAGCGCCGAAUUCGUGCAUAAGUGCCGUGAGCAGAAGUGGAUCCCGCGCGACUUCAAGUACGUCGAGGGUGGGAAGGAGGAGGAGCGCAAGGAGGUUGAGCGCGUUGGUGGUGAUGAGCGUAAGGUAUGGGGUGAGACGCUGCGACUCGGUCGCACGGCUUGGAGUGAAGCUGUUAUGGUCUGGAUUCAUAUUUUGGUUCUGAGGGUGUUUGUCGAGACAGUACUGCGGUAUGGAUUGCCGUUGGAUUUCGUCUGUGCUUUGGUCCGGACACAAACUUCCAAGCAAGCAGACCGCGCAAAGCAGAACCUCGAGAAUAAAUACUCGUAUCUGGCGGGCAAUGCCUUUGGCGGGACAAGAAGGGCCAUACAAAGUUUCGAGAAGACGUUGCGUACAUAUACCACUUCUGGUACAUCUAGCACCAACUAG
This is a messenger RNA of Penicillium mononematosum, 1137 nucleotides long. RefSeq names its product H(+)-transporting V1 sector ATPase subunit C. The transcript is spliced from 7 exons. Gene Ontology annotation, biological process: proton transmembrane transport. Gene Ontology annotation, molecular function: proton-transporting ATPase activity, rotational mechanism. Lineage: Eukaryota; Fungi; Ascomycota; Eurotiomycetes; Eurotiales; Aspergillaceae. Gene Ontology annotation, cellular component: vacuolar proton-transporting V-type ATPase, V1 domain. The coding region runs from base 1 to 1137 and encodes 378 amino acids. The record is from RefSeq and is a predicted model, not a curated record.